Messenger RNA from Sesamum indicum (sesame), 738 nucleotides. The record is from RefSeq and is a predicted model, not a curated record. NCBI's taxonomy places the organism in Eukaryota, Viridiplantae, Streptophyta, Magnoliopsida, Lamiales, Pedaliaceae.
AUGUAUUCAUACAUCUGUCUUUCUUGCAUAUGUUUGCUACUUCUUUCUUUCCAGACGGUGGUCGAUAGCAGCCCUGAUUACGGGGAUCUUUCCGGCGUGACGACAACGUCGGACGGGUUAAUGUUCGAACACCACGACUUUUGCUCCAACGAUUCCGAUGAAAUUAGCCAGUUGUGCGUGCCGCAAGACAGGCUGGAGGACUUAGACCUUUUCCCCGACUUCGCCGACGAUUUGAUUCUGUUCAGGUUUUCAGAACAAGAUUAUAAUUUCGGCGAGAUUGAGUUGGAGAAAAACCCUAAAAAGGAUUUCCGCGACACGGAGAUGAAACCCUUUUUUGCAAAAGAUUCGUCAUCGUCUGAUGAUGAUGUCGGAGAAGUCUCUUUUUCUCCUCCCGACGAAUACAGCACCCAACACAAAAUAAAUGACGACAGGAACGCUUUGCGCGCCAAUUUAAGUAAGAAGCCGAGGAGCAAGAGGCCAAACCGGUUGGAUUCCUUGCAGACUAAAAGUCGAAAUAAUUUUACAAAGAGAAGGAGGUGCAGCCAUUGCGAAGCGGAAAAUACCCCGCAAUGGAGAAUGGGACCGGAGGGUCCGAAAACGUUGUGCAAUGCCUGUGGCGUAAGAUACAAGUCGGGGAGGCUGGUGCCCGCCGCCAGCCCCACUUUUGAUAGGAUGAAGCAUUCCAACUAUCAUAGGAGGAUAAUGCAGAAGAAGAUUACGUUUCGGAGGAGGAAAUAA